AUGAUCGCUAGAUGGUUACUGUUUUCGUUGAUAUCUUCGCUGCUAUGUAUAUUAGGUGCGCUAUUUGUGCCCAUUAUCAGCAGGUACUCCUCCAAGUCGCAUGAGAAUAAUAACACCAAGCUGGUUAACUAUGGUUUGUCAUUGAGUGCUGGUUCUAUGAUGACCACUGCGUUGUAUAAGAUGUUACCUGCGAUGGAUCCUGAUAAUAGAUUUACAGUAUUCUUUGGCUUUACCUUUGGUAUAUUAAUCAGUUUCUUUUUGAAUUAUGUGGUGCAUGCUUUCACUUCUGAAUCACUUAUACAUUGUGCUCAUGGUGAUGAUCAUAGCCAUUCUCAUGGUGACCAUGACCGUGCCCAUGACCAUGAUCAUGACCAUAACGAUAGUCAUGAAUAUGGCCAUGGUCAUGAACACUCUCACGAACAUGGAAACAAUAACAACCAUGUACAUCUAGAUGACAAUGAAGCUGACGAUGAUCUAUAUGAUCCGCUCUCAAGGCAUAGAAGUGUCGAGACUGAACACUCUGCAUUACUACCACAUGGUAAAGAAGGGGUAAGAAGAAGGCUUUCGUUGCUAGACUUGUUCUCUAAAAAACAUAGAGAUAUCGGCCCAUGUUGUGAUAGUAUUGUCAAAUCUUGCGGGGUACUCAGUGUGCCAGCUGAUAAAUUAACCUGUGUUCCACUUAACCAGCGCGGAAAAUGCUUGAAUGAGCAGUGCCACAACUACAUGCAGGAAGUCGACCAACGCCCAAAUCACGUCUCCUCGCAGACAGAUAGUUCCUAUUCCCCUAACCAUAGCAACUCUAGUUCAUAUGAAUCUCAAGAUGAUGCAGAGCAUAAACACGAGCACACCUCUGGUGUUGUGUGCCUGGAGAAUAACAUUGGAUAUGAUCUGGAGAAUUUGGACACCUAUAGAAAUAACUACAUGCUGGGAAGACGUAAUACUAUAGAAUACCAACCAUCAGCAAAGGUUAGUACAAAUGCCGGAUCUACAAGUGUUAGGAGCCAAGCUAUUUCUAGGCCAUCAUUGAAGGGGAUAAAUUCCGCUCCUCAUUAUAGUGAAAACGCUCAGGCUACUAAGGCAUCGAAUCAUGAUGGGCAUGGACAUGAUGAUGGACAUGAGCACUUCCACCAUCACGAUGAAGAAGCUUUAUACUCGCAUCAUCAUCAUCUAGAGACGCCCUUCUCUAAAUUACUUUCUAUCGGUUUGCAAACAUGUCUGGUUUUGACGUUACAUAAAUUCCCAGAAGGUUUAAUAAUUUUCUACACAAAUCAAUCGGAUGAGACAAAAUCUCUAGGACUUUCAAUUUUCAUCAGUUUAUUGAUCCACAACUUUGUUGAAGGGUUUGCCAUGACCUUACCAUUUUAUACUGCAUUUGAGAGCAAAUGGAAAGCCAUUUUGAUUACCACAAUACUAGGUGGUGGAUCUCAACCUUUCGGUGCAGUUUUAGGGUACUUCAUUUUCAAGAGUAGUGGUGGUGAUCACAAGCAUUCGGAUGGUGCACCCCCAAUUAUGGGAUUACUUUUGAGUAUAACUGCUGGGUUUUUAGUUGUGAUAAGUGUCCAGAUGUUCCAAACUGGUGUUAGUUUCAGUGAUAGUCAUCAUCACCACUCUGAUGACAAUGAGGAAGAAAUUGCGCAAAACCAUACUAUGGGAACCACUUGUCUAAAGUGGUGUUGUGCUGGUAUCUGUUUGAUUUUAUUAAGCGGUAUUUUUGUGUAA
Nakaseomyces glabratus is the source of this 1719-nucleotide messenger RNA. RefSeq names its product Zn(2+) transporter ZRT3 (gene ZRT3). Gene Ontology annotation, biological process: zinc ion transmembrane transport. Gene Ontology annotation, cellular component: fungal-type vacuole membrane. Gene Ontology annotation, molecular function: zinc ion transmembrane transporter activity. NCBI's taxonomy places the organism in Eukaryota, Fungi, Ascomycota, Saccharomycetes, Saccharomycetales, Saccharomycetaceae. The record is from RefSeq and is a predicted model, not a curated record.